Molecule: messenger RNA, 387 nt
Organism: Pollicipes pollicipes
Lineage: Eukaryota; Metazoa; Arthropoda; Thecostraca; Pollicipedomorpha; Pollicipedidae
Product: apolipoprotein D-like
Exons: 4
Coding region: 1-387 (128 amino acids)
Biological process (GO): lipid metabolic process; response to reactive oxygen species
Cellular component (GO): cytoplasm
Source: RefSeq, a predicted model, not a curated record
AUGCAGCGCGUGACCAUUCUGCUGUCGGCCGUGGUGGCGUCUGCACUGGCGAAGUGCCCGAACCUGCCCGCGCUCGAAGAGUUCGACUCCACACAGUACACCGGCCUGUGGUACGAGAUCGCGCGGUACCCGCUCAUCGGCGAGCUAGGCGAGACCUGCGCCCAGGCCAACUAUACCCUGCAAGGAGACGGCUCCAUCCGGCUGGAGAACCGGCGCAAACAAGAACAAAAGACCAAAGACGACUCCACGGAAGAGGAGACAGGUCACAAGAAGCAGCAGUCCGCCUCUGAGACCAAGCCGUCCAAGGUGGCGACCGCUGGCAAGAAGAAAGCGCUGUCAUCCGAGGACAAGGCGUCGAAGGAAGCCGCAAAGUCCACCAAGGACUAG